This is a messenger RNA of Geosmithia morbida, 2319 nucleotides long. RefSeq names its product N-alpha-acetyltransferase 35, NatC auxiliary subunit. Bases 1 to 2319 code for a protein of 772 amino acids. Gene Ontology annotation, biological process: N-terminal peptidyl-methionine acetylation. The record is from RefSeq and is a predicted model, not a curated record. Gene Ontology annotation, cellular component: NatC complex. NCBI's taxonomy places the organism in Eukaryota, Fungi, Ascomycota, Sordariomycetes, Hypocreales, Bionectriaceae. The transcript has 7 exons.
AUGGCCGUCGACUAUGGAGUUGGCGCCUCGGACGAGAUCGCGAGGCUGUCCCUGGGAAACCAAGAUGGGGUACAAGGCUCUCAGGCCCCCAGGCUGGACAGUCAAGGUAUCAUUCCAGUAGACGUCACGGACAGGUUCUUCAAGGCUUCAAAGCUAUUGCAACCUGGUGAAGUCAUCAAGGAUGGCUUCUUUACUCUCUUCGAGUCAGUCGGGGCCCUAGAGGUCAUGGAUCCCAAGAUGGAUAGUGGGUGUGUUGCUGCUGGCGAGGAGUUCGACGAGACGUAUGAUGUCUCACGGCCGUUGCUUCCCGAGGAGGUCCUUGGUAUCAUCGACCAGCUUCUCUGUCAUGAGAUGUCAUGGCACCUAGGGUAUCCCUUGUCGCAAACAGUCUUCACAAGCGUCUACGUCGAAGCUCUCCUGAAGCCUGAUCCUCACGGAAUCGACGAGGCCAAGUUUUUGAGACGCCAGGGUGACGUCGCCGACGAGGAGCCCAUGCUGCGGGUCCUCCGGGCGUACUGCCUAGGCAUGCUCAAGGCCUGUGGCUACGUGAAUGACCGCGUCAGGAACGAACACUCGUACGAGGAAGAGGAUUUCGUCACAAACACCUACAACCGCUCGCUGCUUAGCAGCGUGUCCACAGCCAGCAUACGCCACGCCAUCGCCGACGCCGUUGACCUCCUGCAGAGGGAGCGCACACCCAUCGGCAACGACGACAUAGUCGAGGCCCUGUCCAACCGCCUGAUCCUCAGGGACAUAUUCCUCUCAGCCGCUGAGUGCCCACAGUACGUCGACGAUCCAGACACGGCCCGCAAGCCAUGGACAGCUGGCAUCGCCCUCCUCCCGGCCAUUCAGAGGACGCAUGCGCUCGGAAAGCCCGUCGACGAGUCCUUUAGCGUCAAGCUACAGAGGAAGCUGGCAAGCACGGUACCUCCCAGGCCGAUUGUCCAGCUGAGCUUUGAUGACGCCUUUGGCCACCUGUCUCGGCUAUUUCAGGACGGCCAGGAUGUCAUCACGGUUCUCAACUACACCAACACGCAGUGCCUCUUGACAUUCGUGUUCUCAUUCCAGGCCAAGAAGCCUCAACCGCUCGUGUACGUGCGCAGCCUCCUCCAGACCUUCCUUUUCGACGCCAUGGAAAUGCUCGGAUCUAUGAGCAUCCGACAGAUCAUCGAUGAUGAUCUGUCUACCAUCGUGCUGCCCGCAAGCCCCCUUCUGGACCGGGACUUUGACGAAAUCGAGGCCGUACAUGACCCCCGGUUCGUCAUCGCCCAGAAGAUGGAGCUGUUCCGCCAGCGGGCCGCGCAGCCGUACCUGGACAUCCUACGGACCUUUUGCCAGAACCGAUGUCGCGUGCGGCGGACGCUGUGCCACACGGUCCGUUCGUGGGAUGCUCUGCAGGCCGACGCCGAGGAGAUUGACCAGCUCCUCCGGGUCAAGACACAGGAGCUUGUGGCCACGGAGACGGCCAACAGCGAUGGCGGAGGCAGCAGCACGGCGCCGGCCGUUGACGUCAAUUCCUGGCCCCUCUCGGCCUGGACGUACCUGUACAAGCUGCGCCAGAUGGAGUGGGUCGUGCAGCUGGGCUUCGAACUGGAGGUGUACCAGCCCGACGAAUUCGGGGGGAUGUACUGGUAUCUCAACUUUCUGUCCAAGCAGAGACUUGAGUACUCGCCCCGGAUCAAGUCGCACAUUGUCCGGCGGGUCGAGGCUCUCCGACAGUCCCGACCGCCACACCACUCAGCCGCCGAGGAGAAGCAGCUGCAGCGCUCCCUGGCGUACAUCCGGCUGUCUCUGCUCGACGCCGCCGUGACUUGGGAGCUCUCGGAUGGCCUGUCGUGCCUGUACACCGUGCUGGGCCGCCUGGGACUCAUAAAGCCCCCUCCCCGACCCUACAGCGACGAUGGGCUCCGCUACGAGCUCCGCAUGAAGCCCUUUACCGCCAUUGGCGUGCCGGAGCUGCCCUCCUUUGCCGAUUUCACCCGCAGCACGCAUCAGCCCGACGUGGAUACGCUGUCGCUGCUCGACGACGCCGCCAGGGCGCUCGCCAGCUCAAAGAAGGGCUUCGAGUCGUUAGGGAAGCUGUCCGCUGAGGAGUCCUUUUCUGUGGGAUCGCAUGACCGAUGGCUGGCUGCCGUGAGGAACGGGCUCAAGUCGUGCAUUGCCGCUACGCUGGCUGUCACGACGUUGCAAAAGGCACUGCAGGCCAGUGGGGAUGGAGAGGGAGCAGCGGUAGAUCUCAAGCUCAAGGCCGAGGUGCCGACUCCCGACAGGGCAUAUCACGAUUGGUGGAUUGUUCCAAAACUAGUACCCAUCGCGUAG